UUCAUAUUCAUUUCAACCUUUGAAAUCCCUUUGUAACACCUAUUUUAUUACCCCAUUAAUUUCACUUGUAACCCCCUUUUUAUUUCCCUUUUUGCUGCUGGAAAUUGAUCACAAAAUUAGUCCAUUUUCCCCAUUUUAUUCGACCAUUUGAAGAGAUAAAGUUGAGAGGAAAAGUUCAUCUCGGUUUUCCCUGCUACACCUUCACGAAAAUGGCUAUCACCAGAGAUAUAACCGUUGGAUCGCCCUAAAAUUUGGACAGCACGUUUAGGACAUCUAGGCCUUCAUGAUGACUGGAGCGAUGUUGAAUCAGGACUAUAAAUUAUCGGGAAUCAAGAUCAGAGCAGAGCAACACAUAGAGGAAUUUAUGAUGUUCAAGAAGUAGAAUGCAAGUCAUUGGAGGUCUUCAAAGGAUUCAGUUUAUUUAGCAUAAUGGUUGCGUUAGAAGAAGAUAAUUAGAAUAGUUAAGUUUGGUUAUUGAUUAUUGAUGUUACUGUGAGGUGGUUGUUGGAGGAUGGCUAUGUAGACGUAUAUAAUUGAAGAUGGUAUGGGAAAUCAAGUAAUGAUGAUUGGAGGUUUCGUAUAAUUGUUAUAGAGUAAGAGUCAAACAUUGUUGCAGGUUUGGUGUUGUGAGCUCAGAAUUUUGAUGUGAAGCAAGAUAAAGAUGUCGUCGUAGCUUAUGGAUUGAGUUUGUAUUUUAGAUAGUUAAUUAAGGAAAAGUUUCUGAUAUAUUUCGUUGUAUACAAUAUUUGGGAAUAUAAGUCGAGAUCUUGGUGUAAUUGAAGUCUUAUAUAAAGGAUUUUGUUUUGUGAGCCAAUUACCCACAGGUUUAGGAUCAUUUUCUAGGUUAUGUUUCCGCUGCGAGUAAAUGUUUAAUUCGAGGCUUAUUAAGCAUUGAUUGUGAGUGAAUCUUAAGUGUGUUUACCUAGCAGCUCGGGAAUCGGGCUCUUACAUUUGUGCUGUAGUUCAACCGGCAAAUGACAUGCUUUGCCAUACACAAUGCGAUAGGGAGUGGUGCCUAUAGGUGUCUUGAAAGCCGUACGAAGAGCCCAAACCAAUCCUUUCGUGUCUUAUUGACCACUCUCUCAAGGACAUUCUUAACUUCUCGAUUUGAGACUUCAACUUGGCCUUGGGUUUGGGGGUGAUAAGGAAGACUGACUUUAUGAAUUACCCCGUACUUCUUCAAGAGUGCUUCUAGUUGCUUCUUGGUGAAGUGUGAACCGCCAUCACUUAUCAACACACGAGGCACUCCAAAUCGAGGAAAUAUGAUCUUUUUCAGGAGCUUGGUCACAACCUUGUGGUCAUUGGUAGGGGAGGCAAUAACUUAAAGGAAAAAUUGACACCAUGGGGCUGAACUAUACCCGGUUUUCUUUAAUAGGGACAAACUUUCAAUAUUCCAGUGGGGAGCCCAAGUAUUGUAUGACCCGGAUUUGCAUUGACCCAGCAGGUAAUUUAACCUGCUACUUCAGGUAACUAGAGUCACGUGAUCAUUAAAUGAACGUGUGACUUUAAAAACCUCCCCACCCCUGUUGUUUUUUCGUGAAUCCUCUUUGUUCUUCCUUUGGUCUUCUCUCUGUUCUUCCUUUCUUCUUCUCUCUUCAAUGACUUCUGCAUCUGGAUCUGGGUCAGUGAAUACAAGAAGUUCUGGGCGGGCAAUUGUGAAGUGUAACCAUGACAUUCCUACGAAAUUGCACACUAUGAAAUCUGGUGGACAUGUUGGAAGGAAAUUCUAUGGGUGUGCGAUGUGGCCAGCACCAGAUUGUGGAUUUUUCAAAUGGGAUGUUAAUGAAGGGUAUUCAAAGGAAUGUCAUGAAUGUGAAGAGUUACAUGUGAAGUUGUUGGAGCAGUGCACAAGCAUUGCUGAGUUGGAACUGCAGUUCAAGAUUUUUGAAGACAAGGUUAGCAAAAUAAAGAUGAAGAAGGAAAAAAUGGCUGCUGAAGUUGAAGAGUUGAGGAAGGAGAUGGCUAGAAUUAAUGCUGAAUUGGCUAAGAGUAAUGGAGGGGAGAAAUUGGCUAUAAGGGCGUUGUUGUUGUCCUGGAUUUUCUUUGUUGUGAUCAUUGUUUCCAUGAAUUGAUCAUUAUAGUAUGUUUAGGGUGGGGAUGUUAGUAUGAUGCAAAUGUUAAGGGUG
This is a messenger RNA of Beta vulgaris subsp. vulgaris (sugar beet), 2126 nucleotides long. RefSeq lists its product as uncharacterized. Gene Ontology annotation, molecular function: zinc ion binding. The record is from RefSeq and is a predicted model, not a curated record. NCBI's taxonomy places the organism in Eukaryota, Viridiplantae, Streptophyta, Magnoliopsida, Caryophyllales, Amaranthaceae. The transcript has 4 exons. Bases 1599 to 2072 code for a protein of 157 amino acids.